This is a messenger RNA of Monopterus albus (swamp eel), 1645 nucleotides long. RefSeq names its product peptidase D (gene pepd). The transcript has 15 exons. Gene Ontology annotation, molecular function: manganese ion binding; metalloaminopeptidase activity. Bases 53 to 1540 code for a protein of 495 amino acids. NCBI's taxonomy places the organism in Eukaryota, Metazoa, Chordata, Actinopteri, Synbranchiformes, Synbranchidae. The record is from RefSeq and is a predicted model, not a curated record.
AAAAGUCACGUGACUGCUGCCAGCAUGUGACAGACUGGAUCAGUGCAUCAUCAUGGCCGAAGCACCACAGCCUGUCUACUGGCUUGGUAAUGACACCCUGAGGGUCUCUGCUGCCCUAUUUGCUGAGAACCGUAGACGACUGUGCAAAGAACUGAAAGCCAAGGAUGGAUUAGUGCCGCAGUCGGUGGUGGUGCUGCAGGGAGGAGAGCAGAGGCAGAGGUACUGCACGGACACAGACCUCCUUUUCAGGCAGGAGUCUUUCUUCCACUGGACGUUUGGAGUAACUGAACCUGACUGUUAUGGAGCCAUUGAUGUGGACUCAGGGAAAUCCAUCCUUUUUGUUCCCAAACUGCCUGAAAGCUACGCUACUUGGAUGGGAGAGAUUUUUCCUAAGGAGCACUUCAAGGAGAAGUAUGCCAUUGAUGAGGUGCAUUAUGCCUGUGAUAUUGCUGAUGUCCUGUCCAGCCUGAGACCAGCAGUGCUUCUAACACUGCGAGGACAGAACACAGAUAGCGGGAGCAUCUGCCGUGAAGCCUCCUUUGAAGGAAUUAGUCGCUUUCAAGUGAACAACACCCUUUUACACCCGGUCAUUGUGGAAUGCCGUCUCAUUAAGACUGAUAUGGAGCUGGAGGUCCUGCGCUACACCAACAGAAUUUCCAGUGAAGCCCACAAAAUGGUCAUGAAGCAUGUGAAGCCUGGACUAAAAGAAUAUGAAAUGGAGAGCCUUUUUCAGCACUACUGCUACACCAAAGGGGGGAUGCGCCACACCUCGUACACCUGUAUUUGUGGAACGGGCGAUAAUUCAUCUGUCCUCCACUAUGGCCAUGCUGGAGCUCCUAAUGACAAGACAAUUACAGAUGGAGACAUGUGUCUGUUUGACAUGGGUGGAGAGUACUACUGCUACUCAUCCGACAUCACCUGCUCCUUCCCAGCCAAUGGCAAGUUCACUCAAGACCAGAAAGCGAUCUACAAGGCCGUCCUCAGGUCCUCCCGAGCUGUCAUGGCCGCCAUCAAACCAGGUGUGAAGUGGACUGACAUGCACCGCCUGGCUGACCGGGUUCACCUGGAAGAGCUGAUAAAGAUCGGCAUCUUGAAUGGCAGUGUGGAGGACAUGUUGAAGGUCCACCUGGGCUCUGUGUUCAUGCCCCACGGCCUGGGACACCUGCUGGGCAUUGAUGUGCAUGAUGUGGGAGGCUACCCUGAGGGGGCUGAGCGUAUCGAUGAGCCUGGACUGAGGAGUCUUCGGAUGGGCCGCCUGGUGCAGGAGAGGAUGGUCCUCACUGUGGAGCCUGGCAUAUACUUCAUCAACCACCUGCUGGACCAGGCCCUGGCCAACCCUGUCCAGAGCUGCUUCAUCAACAAUCAAGUGCUGGCUCGCUUCCGUGGAUUUGGAGGGGUUCGCAUUGAAGAUGACAUCACAGUGACAGCAGAUGGUGUGGAGCUGCUAACCUGCGUCCCUCGUACAGUGGAGGAGAUUGAAGCGUUCAUGGCUGAUUCAGCAAAAGCCUUUAGCCCUGUUGUCAGCAGUGAGAAACACUGAAUGAUAGCUCUCUGUAAAGUCUGAGUUGUACACUUCUGUGUCACUUAUCAUGGAAAAACAUCAAAGAAUAUUUUUCAGUAAAAGAAAUUAUUACUCUUUCUCAUA